UUGGUUGACUAAGCGUCUCAAGCAUGAGGCGGAUGAGAAAGUCCCUGCAUCCAAACACUCUGACUCCGCAAAAGGCACUCGGGACGUGGACUUGCAACAAAAGCUAUAUUAAUAUUAUACUAGGAUGAUGAUGAUGAUGUUGAUAUUUGCAUCUCCAAGAGCCCACAACUCCCCAAUCACAUUCACCCACGUCACCAGAAUACAAGAAUCUCCUCCGUCCACCGGCUCACUAGACCAAUCAGGAUGGGCGGGGCCGGGGGCCAACACCUUCCCGGUGGCUACUUGUUUCCACGCGCCUCCACUGAGCCCACGUUCGGCCUGUAUUAUUCCCUUUUUUUUAGCUCUUCGAUAUUUUAAAAAGUUUUCAUGGAACUCCUGUUCCAGUCUCUCUUGUUUGUGCCUCCUCGGAUCCUAUUUCGGAGCCCCGGUUAGAGAACCGUCACCUUAUUUUCUUUCUUCUUUUUUGCUUUCCUGUUGUUUGAAAUCCCAGAUUUUCUUGGAAAAGGACACAAUUCUCAUUCAUUACAGCGAUCUUUACUCAAAACGAGAAUGUCGAAAUCGCCAUGGGGAAACAUCGGCGCAUGGGCGGCCGAAGCCGAGCGCGCCGAGGCCGAGGAGCGUGAAGCCAAAGCCGCCGCUGAUGCCACCACUGCGCAACCACCAACUAGCUUCCCAAGCCUGAAGGAAUCCGUGAGCACCGCGAAGCAGAAGAAGAAAACAAAGAUGACCCUGCAGGAGUUCACGAUGCAACAGUCCACCCAUUCGGCCUCCACCCAGAGCCGUGGCCUGACCCCCGAAGAAAUGCUCCGCCUCCCCACCGGCCCCAAAGAGCGCUCCCCGGAUGAAAUGCAGUACGGAAGGUUGGGCGGUGGGUUUUCUAAUUAUGGGUCACGAGCGGGAUCUGUAGGCUCUAGUACGGGUGGGGGGCGGGAGUAUGAGGGUCGGAGAUCUUAUGGGUUCGAGGAUGAUAACCGGAGGGGGCAACCAAUGCAAUCUAAGGUUUCGGAUUCCUAUCAACCGUCGCGAGCUGAUGAGGUUGAUAAUUGGGGUACCAUGAAGAAAGCCCCAACGGAAUACAGUUCUGGUCAAGUCCGACCAGGCGGGAAGUACAGCUUACUCGGCGGAGGUGGGGGCCCGGGGGUUGCAUCACGGGCCGAUGAAGUUGACAAUUGGGCUUCUGUUAAGAAGCCCAUUUCACAAACACAACCACAAAAUAGAUCUUCGGGCUUCGGCUCGGGCUUCUCCAGGCCUGCGCCUGAUCGUUGGGUCCGUAAUGAACAGAGCUUCGGCUCGGGAUUCUCCAGGCCUGAGCCAGAUCGUUGGACUCGUAAUGAACAGAGAUUAGUUUCAGACUCUUCGAAGAAUGAGGUUGAAGUAGCACCAAAAGUGGGUAAGCCGAAUCCUUUUGGGGCAGCCAGGCCGAGGGAGGAGGUGCUGGCAGAGAAAGGGUUGGAUUGGAAGAAGUUGGAUUCGGAGAUUGAAGUGAAGAAGCAGCAGCAUACAGUUAGUGGUGGCAGUAGUACGCCCACCAGUUCGCAGUCAAGUAGGCAGGGAAGUCCUCGUUCGAGCAGGUCGGAGCCCCACACAGAAGGACCGGGUGAAGGGAUAGUGAAGCAAAAACCAAAAGUAAAUCCAUUUGGGGAUGCCAAGCCUAGAGAAGUUUUGCUUGAGGAGAAGGGCUUGGAUUGGAAGAAGAUUGAUCUUGAGUUGGAGCAUCGCCGAAUCGAGAGGCCAGAGACGGAGGAAGAAAAGAAAAUGAAGGAAGAAAUUGAACAUUUGAAAAAGGAACUGCCACAAAAAUCUGGUGAAGACAGAAGCAGCUUACAUAAUUUAAUACUUAAAAGGGAGCAGGACUUGGAACUGCUGGUCCGUCAGAUGGAUGACAAAGUACGUUACAGCCAGAAGAUCUUUGAGAGGCAGAGUGCUGGAGCUGUUAGGGGUCCUGGAUUUAGUGAUAGACCUCCUUCCCAAUCGGGAUCAUAUGAGGAUCCCAGAGCUGGCUUUAAUGAUCGUCCUUCGGCACCUGGAUCAUAUGAUGAAUCUAUAGCUGGCUAUCCAGAGAGACCUCCUUCUCGACCAGGUGCAUAUGAGGAUUCUAGAGCCGGCUUUGCUGAAAGACCUCCUUCCCGACCUGGAAUGUAUGAAGAUCCUCGGUCUGGCUUUUCUGAGAGGCCCCGUUCAAGGUCGGGAGCCUAUGAAGAGACUAAAUCUGUCUAUCCCCGGAGAUCCUCUUUCACACAUGGAGCAUAUCAAGAGCCUAGAGCUGCAGACUUCAGUGAUAGGCCUCGUUCGCGUGGCUCCGUGAAUUCAUGGACAAGACCGAGUGACGACAGAAGCUCAUUCCAAGGUGGUGGGGGAAGAGGAUUUUCAGGCAGCAGAGAUACAGACAGGUCAGGGUCAAGGUGGUGAAAUCCUGACUGGUUUCUUUGAGUUCUCCUCUGCUCGCCUUCUGACUAGUUAGAAUGAAUAAUACUUUGGCGCCUCUAUUCAUCUUCGCAUAUUUUGCUGUGAGGAAUGGUUUAGAAUUAUUGGAUGCUGGCAUAUAACAUUCUUGCAUUAAUCGUCGCAUCUUGACGAUGUGUAAAAUUCACCUUUUUGCCUUCCUCGUUUCAGUAGUUCGAUCUAGUUUUCAUAUUCUUGUAAGGGACUUUGUAAUGCACAUGCCUCCCUGGUCUUCUCUAUUUUAUCUUGUGCAUUCUUUUA
This is a messenger RNA of Sesamum indicum (sesame), 2703 nucleotides long. RefSeq names its product eukaryotic translation initiation factor 4B2. Gene Ontology annotation, molecular function: mRNA binding; translation initiation factor activity. NCBI's taxonomy places the organism in Eukaryota, Viridiplantae, Streptophyta, Magnoliopsida, Lamiales, Pedaliaceae. The record is from RefSeq and is a predicted model, not a curated record.